CAGCGAAGCAGGAAAAGCACGCUUGCGCGGAUCCCGGACGGGCGCGGGCAGUGCCACCGGAGCCCGGCGGUUCAGAGCUUCGCCCGGGCGUCGCGACGACAAGCACCCCCAAAAAUUCGACUCGCAGUUUUCAACCCCCGUGAUACAAUUCCCCCCAGACUGUGCCCGUAUACUCGCCUAUAACCCAGUGUGCUGACCCCCCCAGUUCGCCCAACGGAAUUCUUCGUAAAUUUGAAUCCAGGAAUAUGUGAUCGUGAUAGAGAAGAAAAUUUUGCAGGAUACAUGUGUGAACUUGUAAUUGAGAGUGCGCGCACAUGAAUAUACUCAUCGGGUAUAAUCGUACAUAAUCCCAGGACUAUCAUGCUCUGAGAUGAUACUGGCUCCGUCCUCGUCGUCACCAUGAGGACUUCCUCCUACGUUAACUACUAUGUCCUGUGCCUCGUCUGCUGGAUUCUUCUAGGCGUCACUGGGGUCAGCACGAGAUCACACUCGCUGGUAAAGAGAAUCGACGGGCUUUACCCAGGUCCAUACUUCGAUUCAAACAGUCCAGAGAAUAUCACGGUUCAGCUGGGAACCCACGCCUAUUUGCCCUGCAAAGUGCGUCAACUGGGCAAUAAAUCGGUUUCAUGGGUGAGAAGCAGGGAUGCUCACAUAAUUUCGGUUGAUAGAACCAUGUUUAUCGAGGAUGAAAGGUUCCAGGCGAUCUUCUCCGACGCCCAGGACACGUGGACGCUUCAAGUUAAGUAUGUGCAGGCACGAGACGAGGGCGAGUAUGAAUGCCAAAUCUCUACCGAGCCCAAAAGGAGUCAUACCGUCAAGCUCAACGUCGUUGUGCCAAAAAUCGAGAUAAUGGGAGAUCGAGAUAUGUACGUGAAGACCGGUAGCACAGUGGCUUUACGCUGUGUGAUAAAACAGUCGCUUGAAGGACCCUUCUUCGUAUUUUGGUAUCAUAAUGGGGUGCGUGUGCUCAACUAUCAGAUGGACAAACAGGAUAUUCAGGAGGAGCGGAUUGACUCUGAUAUCAUCAACAGUCUUAUAAUACGAAAUGCGAGGCGUGAGGAUUCGGGAAAUUACACUUGCAAUCCUAGUAACCUAGAUAGCGCCAGUGUACAGCUUCAUGUGCUGAAUGGCGAACAUCCUGCAGCUAUUCAGCGAGGCAUCAGUUCUGCUCCUGGUGGAAGUCAUGCCCUGUGGUGGCUUAGCGGUGCCAUUACCCUCUCCUCGUACCAUAAAGAACGUUUCCUGGUUCUCGUUAUCCUUAUCUCACUGGCUGUCUACACUCAAACGUUACACGGUCGAUAAUUGGCUGGAAAGUCAAUGGAAUUCUCAAACCCAACGAAGCGAUGAUCGAGUGUCCGAAGGUGGAAGUGUCCAGGUGCUCGAUUGUCUUCUAGACAGCAGUAGGUCAGGUAGCAAGAAAAAUGUUAAUUCGAUGAGACAGCAACGAAAUGAAGAGAAUGGGAGAUCGAGGGUAAUCAUUUCUAUGAGGCAUAAUGAGCGCCGUAUUUCAAUAGUCCUACACACUCGUGCCCAAUUGAAUUGCAUCUUAUGAAAUCAGUGAAGUAUCGGUGGUUCAUUUUGAUUUUGUAAAGCCAUUCGGUUAUGUGCGCAACGACUUUAACGGAUAAAAAAAAGGUUUUUUUAUACGUACUAAGGAUAUUUUCAAUCACUCAUUUGUCUAAUGUUCGUUUCAAUAAAAAAAAAUGGCACGAGAGUUUAGAACGUCUUGAUUUAGAAAAAGUUACGCUUACCAGUGAUCUUCAACCUCGAGAUGUGAUCCGGCCGUUAGUAUGUAGGAUUUAACGAGAUUUUAUUCUGAAGUGUUUUGAUGUUAAGGGGGUUGGAGGAAAAUGGAAUGCGAACGAAAGAGAGAAAAAUUUAAUGAAGACGGGGUCGAAAUAUGUGUUUAUUUAUUUAUGUACAAGGACCGUAUUUAUUUAACGUAGAAGCUACUAAAUUAUUAGGUCCUACAAGUAGGCCUUUGGUCAAAUCGAUUUUUCUAUUAGGUUGCCCGCAGUUCUGCGUCACUUGAGUUCCAUGACAUUUCAACCAGACAAUUGUUCACACCGAGUCAACUGUAUAUUAACAUUUGGACAUAACGAGAAGUUCAACAUCGUUAUCGAUUUCUCGAUUUCAUCAACGUCAACGUUAAAUCCCAGCAUAAUUUGAUAUCAACAAAUCUCAUACAGCGAGCGACCUCGUCACGCCUAUUCAAAAUAAUAUUUUUUAUGUAGCCUUUAUUCGUAGCUAGAAUUUUAGAGGUUCGCUGCUCGCGAUCUCCCAACAUCUACGUUUCUAUACCGGAUAGAAAACCAAAAACACGAACGAAUCAACGUGAAAGACGCGUCCAGAUAUUUAGCGCUGCUCGAAAAUUUACCAAUCCCAAUUAAUUCAUUAAUUCUCAGAUAUCAAUGAAAAAGUGCUACUUCAAAUCAACUAUCAAUUUUAAAUCCGUUAAAUUAAUCAAUUGAUCUCUUCCCAUUUCUUUUCAACGUCAAAUAAUUAUCCUACGUUGAAUCGUCGUACGUCACUUCCGUGUAUGUUCACCUAAAACCAAUAAUGUACAUAAGAUGCCAAUGGAGCAUCGAGCUGUUUGCAUCAUUUAUUAUAUAUUCUAUCACGUGAUCACGAUUACGCGCAUGCGCAGUGCAUUAGGAAAGAAAAGACACUUCGUCCGCGUCUGUCGCCAGAAUUGAAGCUUGUUCGAUAAGUCUGUAUGUUGAGGUAUUGUUAGGGAUAAUAACGAAACAUGUGACGCGUGUGCACACUCGAUUCUUUCAACGGUCGUUCGUUAUCGUCGAUAAUGAUCUCGUGAUAUGAGAAUAUACGUGAGUGAUUUAUCAACGAGAACAAAAGGCACGUCGAAAUCAAUUGUUGGACAUUAAUGGUGGCCAAUGGAAAAAUUAUAUUGCAGAGUCCAACAAGAUCUGCACUUUUAACGCCAAGCUAAUUGAGUGUAUGCGCCUCGUAAAUAUUGUGUAACAAGCAUAUAUGAAAAUGUAUAAUCACAUUCGCGUAUACGCAUAAUACAUGUGUAACAACAUAUAUAGCAUACAGACUGUACAUGUUGUCAUAAGUUUUAUUGAUUUCUGCAUAGAUCUCUUUAUCGUUCGAGAGAUUACCCAAUUAUUACUAUUUCUAAAAAUACAUCUUUUUAAAUUCAUUUCUUUGCAAGCAUCAAACAAUUCAAUUCAUAUCUUUGCUUCAGUCGCGUGAAAAAUAUUGAAUUUUCUGUACACCCAACAUGUCUGUAUGAGAUAUACAUUAUGUGCACGCGAAUGUGUUUUUAUACGUACAGACGUACAGUGUUUUUAAAUUCACAUAUGGUCAGUUGCGCUGCAUCAGUUUUAACCCUGAAACUGGGUACGAAAAUAGUGAAUUUUAUUUUUGUCAAAUUGAAUCACCGACGCGUGUAAUAAUUUUGGAAGAUUGAAUUGAAAAAUUCUUUGUUUCUUUUUUUUUCCAAGUAUCAUAAUCACUGUAGCUAUACAUUUGACAAUCGAGAUAUUAUUAACAAGUAUUAAGGUCGAACGAUGAAAUUCAGAUUUUAAUGAAAAAAAUUUCAUAAAUCCAUCCUGCAAAGAAUUGUCCGUAAUGUCGAUAAUUUAAAAAAUGAAAAAUUUAAU
Cephus cinctus (wheat stem sawfly) is the source of this 3626-nucleotide messenger RNA. Its product is annotated as cell adhesion molecule 4. Lineage: Eukaryota; Metazoa; Arthropoda; Insecta; Hymenoptera; Cephidae. The transcript is spliced from 5 exons. Gene Ontology annotation, biological process: synapse organization. The record is from RefSeq and is a predicted model, not a curated record. Bases 400 to 1302 code for a protein of 300 amino acids. Gene Ontology annotation, cellular component: neuron projection membrane.